GGUAUCUUCAUGAAAGGCGGUAAGGGGACAACAGCUAGUGGGAGUGAAAGAGGGCUGGUUUAGAAGAAGAGGAAUGGACAGAGUGAAUGAAGACAUUAUGGUGGAGGAAAAAAAAGGACGAGGACCAUCUGCUGGCGAUAGAAUGACGAAUAAGCAUUUGGGCAACCAGACAAGUGCAGUAUUGCAGAUGGACGAUGGAGUGGGAGCACAAUUAAAAGCCAACACAAACCAACAAUGCGGCUGGUUUUUACACAACCUGCUCCUUGCCCUCACUGUGCUAGGUGUUAUAGCGGGCACCGUGCUGGGCAUGAUGCUGCGUUAUGUUCCUGAUCUGGACACAAACACUCUCGUGCUGGUUUCCUUUCCGGGAGACAUCCUAAUGAGAAUGCUGAAGAUGCUCAUCCUGCCCCUCAUCAUCUCCAGUCUCAUCACAGGCCUGGCCGGUCUGGAUGCUCGCUCCAGUGGAAGAAUGGGCACCAGAGCAAUGGUGUACUACAUGUCCACCACAAUAAUCGCUGCUGUUCUGGGUGUCAUCCUGGUGCUUGGAAUACACCCUGGGAACCCAAAACUCAGGUCAGGUCAGGUCAACUCCGCCCCCAAGAACCAAGAAGUGAGCAGUCUGGACGCCUUUCUGGAUCUGAUCCGAAACCUUUUCCCUGAGAACCUGGUCCAGGCCAGUUUUCAACAGGUUCAAACGGUGCUGAAAAAAGUAGCUGUCCCAGUCCAGAACCAAACAGAACCGAUCCUUGUCAACAGGAAAAAACUGGAAAUGAAGUGGGGAAUGAAUGUUUUAGGUUUGAUUGGGUUCUUCAUCGCGUUUGGCAUCUGCAUGGGGAAAAUGGGAGAGAGGGGGAAGCUCAUGUCUGAAUUCUUCAACAUCCUUAAUGAGAUCAUCAUGAAGAUGGUGUCCAUGAUCAUGUGGUACUCACCUCUAGGCAUUGCCUCCCUCAUCUGUGGGAAAAUUGCUGCUAUCGGUGACUUGGAAGUGGUGGCGAGGCAGCUGGGCAUGUACAUGGUCACGGUCAUAGUCGGUCUCAUCAUUCAUGGCGGGCUCAUCCUGCCACUCAUAUACUUCGCCAUGACUCGGAAAAACCCCUUCACGUUUUACUCUGGUAUCUUCCAGGCUUGGAUCACUGCUCUGGGAACGGCCAGCAGUGCUGGGACAUUGCCAGUGACUUUUCGUUGUCUGGAGGAGAAUCUUAAGAUUGACAAACGUGUGACCCGCUUUGUGCUGCCCAUUGGAGCCACCAUAAACAUGGAUGGCACUGCACUCUAUGAGGCCGUAGCAGCCAUUUUCAUCGCCCAGAUGAAUGACAUUGCCCUAGAUGGAGGACAGAUUGUCACUGUUAGUAUGACAGCGACUUUAGCCAGUGUGGGAGCGGCCAGUAUUCCCAGUGCGGGUCUGGUCACCAUGUUGCUAAUCCUGACCGCCGUGGGCCUUCCGACUCAAGACAUCAGCCUGCUCGUCGCUGUCGACUGGCUUCUCGACAGAAUGCGCACCUCCAUUAACGUGGUGGGCGACUCUUUCGGGGCGGGCAUUGUGGACCACCUAUCACGGGCAGAGCUCGCCGUGAUCGACGGAGACAUCCCUCUAUCAGACGAGGAGUUUGUCCCCCCUCCGCCUCUCCUCACUGAAAUAGACCUUAUAGACCCUCUCAAGCCGCCCGAACUGCCCCCUCGCUCCCCGCGGCCCCCAAAGCUCAACCAUCACGCCCCGUCUCUGACCCCUUCGCAGUCUCAGUCGCAGUCUAUCCCGCACUCGCCCCGCUCCGUCCGCUCUCCGUCACCUCACUCCAUCCGCUCGCCCUCCCCUCGCUCCGUGUGCUCUCACUCCCCGAGGCCUUUCCGAACACAUUCCCCUCGUCUUUUACGCAGGACAGAGCCUGGAUACUGCGCCCUGCCCACUCAUGACAACCAGAUUACCACUCUUCCCAGAGGUUUCCGAGAGAGAGGAAGAGACCGGGAACGAGACAGAGAAAGAGAGAGACUGCGGGAGCGGGAGCGGGAGCGGGAUAAAGGGAGCGAGACUGAGGAGGAUGAGGAGAAAGAAAGAAUGAUGGAUGAGGCGAGCGAUGGAGAAGAAAGCGAUGACACGGCGUACGACAGGCGCCACGGCAUCCCACCUUGUGACCUGCCCUGAACGAAACAGACAAAGCUGUAGCACAUUUUCACAAUACUUCUUCCGUAUCUCAGAACCCACCUUUCUGAGUGAACGCUGGCAUUUUUGUUGUUUGGUAAAGACUUUGAGUACCUAGGUUUGUUGUGUGUUUGUUUUGCAUUGAGAAACUUGAUAAAAGUGAAUGAAGGGUUCACUAUGUUUUAUGUUUCAGCUUUAUAGUCUAGCAACUGCAACUGUUUGUAACUUGUAGCUUAUUUGCUUUUACAGGAUUUCAGUAAUAAACCGGAUGAGUGGCUCUGAGCGUUUAUUGCACGUGCUCUGCCGAUCUUGAUUUUAUUUAUUCUUUGACUUCCCUAUCAUAUAAUUUAUCUAGGUUACUGGGAUACUGGUUGUAACACUGGAUGUCACUGCACUGCACUGUAAAACCCAGACUUACUCAAUGGUUCAGGGAAAAGAUAGCCUUGACUCAUUUGAGCUGCCUUAGUUUACUUUUAUAGUCUAGAUGUCCUCUGUUCAGUUGCCAGUGGAACAUAAACAAAAUGACAACAGGCAGUUCGAACGAAUCGAAGCAGUUGGCUCCUAUAAACAGUCUAAAGUUGUUCCAAAUCUCCCAUUUUAUGAUUUGUUGGGUUUUUCUUUUGACGGUGGCGAGGACGUCACAAGCAGCUGUGAGUAACGUGAUGCAGUUUCUCCCCGUACCCCUCAUGUUCUUUCCCUUUGCGCGUGUCUUAUAAAUGUGAAUCAUACACUAAAACAUCAUUUGCAUGUACAGAUUUACCAAUACACUGUUUAUAUUAGCGGGUGUGACAUCAGGCUUACACACCUCAGUGUCGCCAGGCCAAGUGCAGUUACACAAACCUGGCAACGUAAUUUACUUUUAUACCGAUUGUCCUUGCACAAGUCGUCCACUGUCAUACUGUAUGAAUGCCAGUGUAGUUUCCAACAUUUUUCACAAAGA
Molecule: messenger RNA, 3077 nt
Organism: Onychostoma macrolepis
Lineage: Eukaryota; Metazoa; Chordata; Actinopteri; Cypriniformes; Cyprinidae
Gene: slc1a9
Product: solute carrier family 1 member 9
Exons: 11
Coding region: 74-2140 (688 amino acids)
Biological process (GO): L-glutamate transmembrane transport
Cellular component (GO): plasma membrane
Molecular function (GO): glutamate:sodium symporter activity; L-glutamate transmembrane transporter activity; neutral L-amino acid transmembrane transporter activity
Source: RefSeq, a predicted model, not a curated record